Messenger RNA from Prorocentrum cordatum, 538 nucleotides. NCBI's taxonomy places the organism in Eukaryota, Dinophyceae, Prorocentrales, Prorocentraceae. The record is from the annotation of a GenBank genome assembly.
GGAGGUCAAGAAGGAGACCGUGCGGUUGGACAAGAGCACCAACAAGAUUGCUUUGUCAGAGGAGAAGGAGAAGCUCACUCUCUUGGAUACUAUCGGGACGGCCGUCAAAGACGUCGCCAUGGUGCUCAGCGGCAACGCCAAAGGGUCUGUGACGCAAAAUGACAUCAUCGAGAAAGUAGACGCGUGUGAUAAGGCCGGCAUUACGCUCAACAGUUUCAUUCGGUCCGAGCUUGUUCGUGCACGCCAAGAUCUCAACCUCCGGUAUGGGAAGUUCAUCGAGUUUGCCCAGAUGUUGUUUGCGGCGUCUCCUGAAUUCGAAGAGCUUCGCAAGGUGGGCAUCGACCGGACCAACAUGAAGGAGUUUGCGAUGGACUUGGUCGAGAAGGCAACGAGCUCGAUUAUCCAGGCAAUCCCUGACAACCACACCACGAAGUCUGGCGAGAAAGCGAAGCAGGAGGCGAUCGAGUUCUUGGACGUCAUCCAAACCGCCCUGAAGAACGAGAAUUUCUUGGCCGCCGCCUUCUUGCAUCAACGCAAG